AUGAUGAGCUCUUGGCUACGUAACAUUCAAGGACAGUUAUCGGAAUUCGCAUCCGAAGUACUAAAUGAGGCUGCUGAAGAGGUGAAUGACCCGGAAAGUGAAUUGCGGGUUAUCAGGGAAAAGUUCUUGGAAGCAGAGAAAGAGCUCAGUAACGAAAAAGAGAAUGUGCAGAGGUUAAAGAAGAAAAUUGAUAAUCUUGAGGAAGAGCUUUAUGCGAAGAAUCUCGAAUUAGCUACAAUAAAUGAGAAAUAUACUGGCGUGAUCGAAAGUCGUGACACUCAAAUUCGUGCAUUGCAGGCAGAAUUAGAACGAACUCAUCAUGCAAUUCAAGAAUCAUUAAAUGAUGGGGAUGAUGACGGGUUCUUCCCAGCGAAUAAUGCUCGUGUUGCACGCAUGAGGGAUGAAAUUGAUCAGCUGCGUAAGGAAGCCGCGCACUGGAAACGUCUUGUUAACGAACAGUCGGAAAAGAGUGAUGCUCUGAAGAUAGCAGAACUGGAACAUAAUUUAGCUGAACAAAAAACGAAAUUUGAAAAUGAAGUUGCUGCGUUAAUUAUUGCUCAUAACGAAACAGUUGCUGAACUGAAGUCUCUGAAUCAGGAGGGCACGAAUGCCAAUGAAAAAGCGGAAAAUCCUGCACGUUACAUUGAACGACGUAUUUCUGAGAACGAUGUUUGCAAAGAACAAAUCCAUUUAUUGAUAGAAGAACGGAAUCUGCUACUGGAAAAAAUCAACUCCAUGCGAGAAGAAAAUGAACUACAAGCGGAUCAGGUAGACAAGUUGACAUUUCAAGCUGUCGAUAAAGUGCUUAGUAAAAAAAUGAAUGAAAUGGAACAACAAUGUGAAAAUUUACAGAAGCAAUUGGAUACAACAGAAGGAGAAAUUACUGAUAAGAAUUCUCAGAUUUCUCAGUUACAAACUGAAAUGGAAGAAGUGCACCAUCUCAUUGAUAUACAGCGUGAAAAGUUUGAAAAAGAAAUUGUUAGCGAAAGAGAACAGAGCAGAGCAAAAAUUGAAGAAUUACAAAAAGAAGUGGAGAAUUUACAACUGCUAGUAAAUUAUCAUAAAGAAGGUAGAGAUAGUAAAGAAUCAAAGAUGGCAGAAACCAUUGAAGAACUCAGCAAACAAAUUAUGAUAUGGCGAAAACGAGCCGAAUGUUUGGAAAGCAGAUCAGAGGAGCAAACAACAUUAGAUCGAGAAUUAGAAAAACUCAGGCGAGAGAAUGCUGAACUUACAGCAGCUUAUAAUGAUUUGAAUGAAGACUUUGAAAAUCACAAAGCAGAACAUGGUUCUGUUGUUAUCUCGAAUCGUGACUUGACUGCCCGUAUCGAUGCUUUGAAAGCGAAUCUUAUUGAAUAUGAAGAGCGUUAUGAAAUGUGCAAAAAUGAAAAUGCUGAAACCGUUCAGCAGCUUGAAAAACUUUCAAACGAUUUUGAACGAUUACGUUUAUCGUUUGAAAGUUCGAAAACAAAAAAUGCUUCAAAUGCAGUGGAUGAGGUUGAAAGACUUCGUACAGAAUUGGAUGCUUCAAAAGAUGACCGUGAAAAGUUACGUGCUGAUGUCGAACGUUUUCGAUCGGCUAUCGGUAUUAUUGAUACGGAACUGAACAGAUUAAGAGAAUCAAAUGACAGAUUAGUCCAAGACAACAAGGCCAUGGGGGCUAGUUUAGAUAAGUUCGCUGAAAUUCGAGAUAUGUUGGAAAAUAGCGAUAGUGAGUUAAAAAACCUCCGAGAGAAAUUCUUCCAACUUCAGAGCGAACAUGAAUUAAAGGAAAAACAAUGGCGCGAACAACUGUUAGAAUUGAGUGAAGCACGUGAUGAUGCUAAGCGUCGGUUGGAGGAAUGUCAGCGGGAAACAGCAAUACGACAGUCACGUUCGUCUGAUACUGCUUUAUCUGCCGAAAUUGUUGAAUUAAAAAGUGAGGAAGCCAAAAUUACAACAAGUAGCGAAGGUACUGUGGAUUCAAAUAACGGAUGGGAAAAGAUGGCAGAUUGGGAUGCGACAGCGCCCAUAAAUGGAUCAUCAUCGGCAAAUGGUUCAAAUAAUUGUACAAUUAUGAAUGAAUUACGUGAAGCUCUGGCAGUUGUGACAGAAAAAACAGAAGAAUGUGAGGAACUACGUCGACAAAAACAUGAACUCAAUAAAGAACUGGAUCUACGACAAACGUGUAUUGAUGAGUUGAUGGUGCAAAUGAAUGUUUUACAAUCUCAACAACAUAUAAAUGCAGAAACUUUUGCACAACUUCGUGGUUGGGCAAAUGAACUAGAACGUGAUAAGUUAGAAUUGGAACGAAAUCUUGUUCAUACAAAAGAAAAAUUAGAAUAUGUGCAAAAGCAGUUGGAUACUGUUAAGGAAGAAUUAGUAAAUGUCAAACAAGUUGAUUCGAUGCAGCAAACAAUAGAAGAAUACGAACAAAAAAUGAGGGAUCAGAAUGCUGCUCAUGAAGAAGCUUUGCGCAACACUAAUACAGAACACAUGAACGUUCUCGAGGAAAUCGAGAAUAAACUGAAAGCAGCCGAGGACGAAAUAAAGCAGCUACAACAACAAAACAAAGUUGCAGAAGAAAAACACGAAUCUGUAGUUAGAGAAAAGGACGAGUUUUUACGUAUAAAUAAGGAGUUGAUGGAAGCAAUGCAAAGAAAGAGGGAAUUAGAAAAAGCAAAUUGUGAACUGCAGCAUAAACUUAAUGAGGCAUCAACACAAUUAACAGAAGCUGAAAAGCUUCGGGUCGAGUUAAUUGCACUAGUGGAACAGAAGCAUACUGAAAGUAUUAAAUAUCAUACUCAGUUACAGUCUGUACUCACUGAGAAAGAGCAACAAACCAUCACUUUUGCUACAUAUGUUGAAAGAUUAUCUGUCUUAGAGCAAGAAUUGAAAAAUUGCAUGGAUGCUCGGGACAAAGCAUUAAGAGAAUGCGAACGACUACGUGAUCAUUUAUUAACUACGGAAGAAGCAUCAACUAAGGAAGCCCUAGCUGCAGAAGAACGAGAAACUGAAUUGAGGCAACGAAUCAGAAUACUCGAACAAAAAACGGAAGAAUCAGCAGAUAAUGUUAUAGAGUCUGCUAAUGCGUAUCAGCGAGAAAUUACCGAGUUGACCAAUGAAUUGGAUUUUAUGAAAAAUGAGAAAGUAUCCAUCGUCGAUAGAUUACAAGAACGGGAGAAAACAUUGGCUGAUACGAAAAUAGCACUUUCAAAUUUACAAAAUGUUUUGCGCGAUAUCAGUAUAGAUCAUGAAGCACAAAAAUUAAGUUUGGAUAUAGCUCAGUUUAAGCAAGCACAAAAUAUUGUUGAGGUUGAAAAGCAAUUGUUGGAAGAGAGAACUGUGCAUCUGAAGGAAGAAAUUACUAGAAAGAAUGUGAUGAUUGAGGAACUUGAAGCAAGUCUUGACGAGCAUGCGCAAUUGACAAUGUCAUCGUAUACCAUCGAUGAUCAAGUAUUGCGUCAACUCUUUAUGUCUUAUUUUACUGCUGACAAAGAUAAACAACCAGAAAUUGCUGUUUUAUUGGCUUCGGUGCUCGGUUAUUCACAAGAGGACGUUGCAAAAAUUAAUGCUGCAAGUCAUUCUUCUUCAAGGGGGUGGUUUGGUUUUGGUAGUUCAUCGAAGCUUUCUCAGCAGAACGUUUCUUUGGCAGAACAGUUUGUCCAUUUCCUAGAAAAAGAAUCCUUAACAACAUCUCACUCUCUUCCGGUUCAGCAGUCUGAAGAAAUAGAAACAAUACGUUCCAAUGUUCGGUUAAAAUGUUCAAGAACAUCAUCCGCAGCCGAUUUACACUCGAUAUUGAAUACAUGA
This is a messenger RNA of Acanthocheilonema viteae, 3789 nucleotides long. The record is from the annotation of a GenBank genome assembly. Lineage: Eukaryota; Metazoa; Nematoda; Chromadorea; Rhabditida; Onchocercidae.